Molecule: messenger RNA, 6518 nt
Organism: Aquila chrysaetos chrysaetos
Lineage: Eukaryota; Metazoa; Chordata; Aves; Accipitriformes; Accipitridae
Exons: 2
Coding region: 468-1454 (328 amino acids)
Source: RefSeq, a predicted model, not a curated record
CGGAGGGAGAAAUUAUCCGGGGGGGGGGGGGGGGGGUUAGAUCUAGCAGCACCUCCAAUGGGAAAAAACAGCCCCAAAUAUGGAGGCAAAUAAAGGGAUGCAAAGAUAUCCCCCCCUCCCCACUCCCCCUGCCCAGGAGGGAGUUUAAGUGUGCUCUGCUCCCAUCGAGCAGCCCGAGGGCCGGGGCUCGCUGUUUGCUGGGUGUUUGCCGUAGCUCCCCUUGGCCAGCCAUCCCCUGGCCCUUUGCGGGGUCCCACGCAGCGCCGGCACCCCCAGGUUGAGCAGCUCUGUGAUGCUGGCAGCUCUCCCCGGGGCUGUCGCACUGCUCAGCGCUGUCGCCGUUCAGAUGGGACUAGAAGAAAACCAGCAUAGCUGCACUGCCCGUUCCCUUUGCGAGGCGGCCAGGAAGGGCUGCCGAUGCGGCUGCCAGCCCGGCAAAUGGUGAUGCCACGUUAGCUGCCGGCGAGAUGAAGGAACGACCUGCUGCGGAGGUGGUCCUGAGCCGGUGGCAGGGGUUGCCGUGGCUGUUCCGCACCUGGGAGCGGGCAGCGCAGAGAUGCCGGCAGCCACCUCGGGUGAUGCAACACGACAAACCUCCCGUCCUGCCGCAGCCACGGGGAGAGCAGCAAGGAGGAGGACGAGGAGGGUCGCGACUCAUCCUGCCCCCGUGCACGCUCCCAUCCCAUGCGAGCCGCUCGCUCCUUCGCGGGAAAGGCCUGGCAAGGGGCAGGCAGGGCGUGCGGCAGCUCGGGGCUGUGCGUACGCCACAGCUGAAGGCGUCGCGAGGGCCACGUCCGUCCGCAUCUGUCAGCAGCAGCUGCCGGCUGCCGUGCCGUGCUGCCUGGGCGAGUGAGCCGGCAGCAGAGCCCAGAGGGGUGAGCACAGCCUUUCUGAAGCCUUCUCUUCCCCCCUGCCUCGCCAAGUCAGCGCGAGCAUCCUCUGUUUUGCAACGUGUUCUGCAGCCCAUCUACUUCCUCAUCGAACAAGCAAGUUUUGGUUUUUUUUUUUUCCUUUUAGGGGAUGCUGCUUUAGGAUGCAGGGAGGUGGCCGGGGUGAGACUGGCCACAGUUCCUCUGCCAACACGAGGGGAAACGAUGCAGCAGGUUCGGGUCAGCUGUGUGCCCAUUCAUCAAAAAAAAAUGCAACCCACUUCAGCAAGCAGAACUGGCCUUUGUGAGAGACCCCCAGGCAGUGGGGAGCAAGCAUGGGGGCUACAGCUCCUUGGCUCCUGCAACCGGUCCCCCGAGGGGUACCUCCUCCUGCCAUGGGGACCAUCCUGGGUACCUCCAGCCCCCCCCGGCUGCCCCCAUAGGGACGCAGCCUUCCCACAGCAGAUUGAUCCCCAGCAGCUCCCGAGGUGGCAGCCCUGCAGCUGCCCAUCCUGCUUGUUCUUGCCCCACGCGAGGAGCCAGCAGGGCCCCAGGACGCGCAUCUCCAGCCCAGGCACUCUAUAGGGGCAGAGCACGGGCACACGGAGGGACUUUCCCACCUCCUCAGUUCCUAUUUUAUUGCCAAACUGAAGCAUAAAACACACAUAAACAAAUCUAAUGGCGAGAAAUGGGUUGCUAUCAAAUCAACAAAUUAAUCUAAUUAUAGGGCUGAUUAAAUCAUAUCAGAUAAACCAGCAACUCCUUCCCAGUGCUCAGCAGCCACGCAAGGAGGGAGGCAGCCCAGCUCCACUCUGCUUUUGGGUCCGGCUGAGCUAUGGCCAGGGCAGGGUCCUGCCUCCCAGGGCUGGCAGCAUGCCGGCAGCCCCGGCACGGUGGGGAGCACUGAGACCCCUCUCCCUGGCGCUACGCAGGACGGCACAGCCUGCUGCGGUGCAAAUCUGAAUGGCAAAUGCGGAUGCAAAGUACAUGAUUUCUCGGGAUUAAAGAUGCAGCUCUAGCCUGCGAAAUGUAUGCAGGAGCCGUCUUUGGAGCGAGAUUGCUUAAACCUAAGUCUGCUUUAGGUAUUUGAGGAACAAUUUUAUCGGUGCUGUUUGCAGAGCUUUGCCGAGCUUUUUCCACCUCUCCGUGCAUCUGCACAUGCCAGCACCCAUGUGCACGUGGGAAUGCACUUGUGCACCAGCGCCCACGUGUAAUACCCUCCCUGCCAGCCAGCUGCUGGAGAGAAAAUGCGUCCUGUGUGAAAGGCAAAAGCUCUUUAUCGACCGACAAUACUCACGGCAAUGCCUGUGCAUGCAGGACCGCUGGCAGGCUUCACCCAGGAAGGUGCGGGGCAGCUGCAGACCUUUGCUGAAGGGCCUGGUGGCUCUGAGGCUUCACUCAAUGGACUUGUUCCCCAGUUCCUGCAGGUGUUGAACUUCAGUUCUUGCCUCUUGCAAGACUCCAGAUGGGAAGGUGGAGAAAGCACCGGUGUGCCUGCCUGGCCAGGGUCAUGCAGGGUCCCUGCAGGCUCACACGAUGUUGCCACACCUUGGUGCAUCUCAGUGAAGAAGGAAAAUCCUUUUCAAAGCGGGUGCUGGCUCUGGUUUCACCUGCCUCCAGAGGGUGGCAGAGGUUUCACUGCCACUGGCAAGUUGUUUUCCUCUUUUCAGGGCAUCCUUUGUUCCCAGCCAUGGGUUAUAUCAGCUCUUGAUUCUCCUCCUCUUGCUCUUCUCUUAGCCGAGUUGCUCCGUUCCAGGAACAAAGGUGUCAAGCAAUGAUCUUUUUUCUUCUAAUGGAAGAUUAUACCAGAGUGCUGUCAAGCUCAGCAGAAGACGAGAGGAGCUUGAGAGCCCUGGCGCAGUGCAGAGCUCUUACCCCUCUUGAGCUUCCUGGUAGGUCCCACUUUGACCCCUGGCUUUACAGGGAAUGCUGCACUGGUGCUCUUCUCCUUCACACCCCGGUUCAGGCCAUCCUGGACAGCAUUUGGGGGCCAAGAAAAUACACAGCAGCAGGUAGAGCAGAGUAUUGCCUGCUUGUCAGAGCCAAGGGCAUGGUGGUAUGGCUGAGACUGGGCACAUCUUGCCAUCACCCUGGCAAGCGACACGCGGUGCUGCAUCUGCAGAGCUGGCGGAGAGCAUCCCUGCCAGGAACCAGCCUGAGGGAUAGGAUUAUGCAACGGGCACUUAGGAAGAAUAAAGAUGUAGCUAUGACGGGCCCAGCUGCGUGGAUGAGCCCGGCAGAGAUGAGAGCAAACCCUCCUUUCGUGUUCAAAGGCACCUCUCCAUUGCCUGUCCCCAGCAUGCCAUGGCUUGGCAGCACCUCAAGGGCUGGGGUACCAGUGGGGAGCAGCUGGGGUGGGCAAAGGAUGUUCAAAGCAAUCUUUUCCUAGGCAAUAAGCUCAGCUUCGGACAGUGUCUCACUACUAUUUUUUUAUUAAUCAAUCCUCAAGCUGUCCUUAUGCCUUGUAAAAGCAAGUAGAUAAUGCAAGCACCGGCUCAAGGAUGCUCAGCUGCAACACCAACACCCAGAGCCUUCGCAGGACGGAGGGGCACAAACCGUGCCAGGAGCCUGGGUGACACAGCUAUGGGGGUGCGGGGGACAAUCCUGGAGUGGUCCCGGAGUGGGAUUUAGGCUGCUGGUGCCAGGGUGGGCAGUGAUGGGGACACUGCAGGUGGUGCUAGGCUGGAUGCCCCCUGCCCAGCCUUGCCAGGGGAGCACAGCUCAGGCGGAGGGGACAAAGCAGCCACCUAAACACGCUCCCAGUGCCCUCCAGUGCUCCCAGUGCCCACACCCACCCACUCUGGGAGUGUGUUUGUGUGCAUACUUCUGUGUGUAUGCAUGCAUGUGCAUGUCUGUGCAGAGGUGCAUGCGUGUGUGCACACAUGCAUAUGCAUACGCAUCUGUGCAUACAUGUGCAUACAUGCAUGUGUGUGCACGUGUGCCCGUGCAUGCCCAUGUGAGGGUUGGGGUGUGCACGGCUGUGCACACGGGUCGGGGGGAGCUCUGUUGAGAGGAACCAUUUCCCAGCCUGUGCUGAUGCAGUUUAGCAAUCAGAAUAACUUUGCUGAUGAAUAUUUAAGCUGAGCGCUGAAUAUUUAAAGCAUUCAAUUAUUUUAAUGGCUUCUAAGUGUGACAGCAGGAGAGGACAGGGGAACGGCUGCCCCCAGGUCCGGCACCAAGCCCACGGCAGGGCAGGCAGACAGGGGUGCCGCAGGCAGACCCUGCUCGGAGUGGGGUGGGGGUAAGCGUGUCGUCCCCAGCAGGGUGGUGGCAUCUUAGGCACGCUGCUGGGGAGCUGCCGGUGCCGAGCACUGCUGGCUGCUGGUGCAAGCCCUGCCAGAGCUUGGCCGGGUGGGCAGAGCCCCAGCGGGCAGGAGGAGAGCUGUGCCCUGCCAUCCUGGCAGGCUGAGCUCUGUCCCACUGCCCUAAUUCUUGCAUGAGCAACCUCGGCAUGUGCCAGCACCGCAUGGUGCCAGCCCCCUCCUCUCUGCCACCAGCAAUGCUCCUGAGCUGCGCCUGUCCCUGUCCCCGUGCCAUUGUGCCACCACGGCAGUGGAAGCACCCGUGUGCCCCUGCACCAGUGCCACCACCAACACCGGGACACAGCAGCCCUGCAGACACCCCCUGGGAUGCGAGGGGCACAGGGGCAUGCAAAUGGGAAGCCAUGGCCUCCAUCACACCCCAAGUCCCCCCGAAAGCAUGUCGGUGGUGACGGGAGUGGAGCGUGCCCACCAUGGCUUGUCCAGCCCGGCAGCCUGGCCCCACGGCUGGGUCCUGCCUCUGGGACGUGCCCCAGGCCCACGGCAGGGAGGGUGGCAGGGAGCACAGAGGAGCGCUUUCCCAAUGCGUGCUCCUGCAGCCAUAAAUAUUCAUAUUCUUAUACUAAUUUUCCAUGUACUUUUCUGUCACAUCCAAUUUUAUUUUAAUUUCCCUUUAUAAACCUUCACAGCUAAUGCACUCUGUGCUCCCAUGAUUACCCCAAUCAGCCGGCGCUUUAAACACAAUCCCUGCAGGCAGCUCUUGUUGGAAGCUAUAGGAUCACUGAGCAUCCACACAUGAGUUGUGCACACUUGGCAGACCCACUCACCAGGGCUACAGCAGAGCUCCUUUGCCACCCUGCGGUGGGCACAGCUCCUAUCAUGGUGGGCACGGUCUCUGAGCUGUGCUGGGCUUUCUGCGGUGGCCAGACCAGAGGACAUCUCCAGAGUCUUGUGCCUUUCCAGUAGCCUUGGUUGUAUCCGUGUCCUGCAGCGAGCAUGUUGCAUAUGAUUGUGUCUUGCACGGGAACACGGCUGUCCCGGCCACUGGUCUUUCCCUGGGCAGGUGGUUUGGCAGAGCCCACCUCCAGGUACCCUCCUGCACUGCAGCCAGCUGGCAGUGACACCCUGCCUGGGGGCAAACCCUGGCUCCUGGAGCUCCUCGAGAAGAGGAGCAGAGGGUAUGCAGGAUCACUGUGCUGGGGCUGCGCCGUGCCAGCCAGCACGCCAGGGCUGUGCCAUGCCGGCUGCCUGGGCUCAACAGUGCCGUCCCUGCAGGGAUGUGCUGUGCCAUGCCGAGCAGGCUGCCCAGGCUCAGAGAUGUCAUCCCCGCAGUGUCAUGCCGUGCCACACAGUACAGCCUGCUCAGGCUCAGCAGUGCCAUCCCUGCAGCACUGUGCCGUGCCGUGAGGUGCUAUGCUGCGCCAAGCAGGCUGGCCAGGCUUGGCAGUACCAUGCCUGCAGGGCUGUGCUACCCCAUGCCAUGCCGUGCCGUGCCAUGCCAUGCAGGCUGCUCACGUUCAACUGCUCAGGCUUGGCAGUGCCAUACCUGCAGGGCUGUGCCAUACCUGCAGGGCUGUGCCAUGCCGGCUGCCCAGUCUCAGAGGUGCUGUGCUUGCCAGGGAGUUACCACAUGUGUGCGUGUCAGUGUGUCCUGGGUUCAGCUGGGAUAGAGUUAAUUUUCACAGGAACCUGGGAGGGGGCACAGCAGGCACAGCUGACCUGGACUAGCCAAGGGGGUAUUCCAUACCAUGUGACAUCAUGCUCAGUAUAUAAAUGGGGAGUGGGCUGGGGGGCCUCUCAGCUUUCGGUGGGGGAAUUGGCGGAGCGACAGGCUCCGGGUUGUGAGCAGUUGCACUGUGCAUCACUCAUUUUGUAUAUUCUUUUAUUAGUACCGUUGUUGUUGUUGUAACUUCUCUUUUUGUGUUGCCCCAGUAAAUUGUCCUUAUCUCAACCCUCGAGGUUCCGUUUUUUUUUUUUUUUUUUCUUUUCUCCUUUCUGAUUCUCCUCCCCAUGCCCUGUACUGGCAGGUGAUGAAGCUGGUGUCUGUGCCAUGGCCCAGCUGUUUGCCACACAGCUUGGGCAGCUCCAGCCAUGUCCUGUUCACUGCAUCCCACACGCUUCCACCUGCCAGCCGCUGGCAUCCUGGCAUGGCUCGGUACCACCGCACCACCGCUCCCGCAGCACUGUGGGGUUCCAGCAGCCAUGGAGGCACCAGCGCUGGCUAGGCAGUGCCGGCAGUUGUGCCAAGGCUGAGCCAGCUGGCACUGCAUGUGCACGUGUGUCCACACAUGUACCCACAUCUGUGUGUGUGCAUUGGGGUGUUUGUGUGCACGCACUGCUCGGUCCCUCGCUGGGGACCCCGAGCCAGCCUGUGACUUGGGCACACAGC